GCGGCGGCGGUGGCGGUGGCGGCGGCGGUGGCGCCUCCUGGAACCGGCGCGAGUCCAGCCCCGGCGGCGGGACCCGGGUCUUGACACGCCCUGCCUGGGCCAAAGCGCACGGAGGAUGGAAACGUGCGCUCAGCCAUGUCUCUGGGCCGCCUCCUUCGCAGGGCCUCCUCCAAGGCCUCGGACCUCCUGACCCUCACCACAGGGGGCAGUGGCGGGUCCCCCUCCAUCCUGGAUGGAGAGAUCAUCUACUCCAAGAACAAUGUCUGCGUGCAUGCACCCGAGGGGCUGCAGGGUCCUGGGGAGCACCACCCAGGGUACCUGUGCCUGUACAUGGAGAAGGAUGAGCUGCUGGGGGCUACCCUCAUCUUGGCAUGGGUCCCCAACUCUCGCAUCCAGAAGCAAGACGAGGAGGCCCUACGCUACAUCACUCCCGAGAGCUCCCCUGUGCGCAAGGCACCGCGACCUCGGCGGCGGCGCACCACGAGCCUGGGAGCCCCCUACCAGCCCUCUCCCACAGAGCCAAGGCCUCUGCUGACCCCCAAGGAUGAGGACAUCCUGGUGGUCCAGAACACCCAGGGAACUGUGCAUGUCAGCCCUACAUCUGAGGAUGGGGAGAAGCUGGUGCAGGGCCCGGAGCUGGAUGGGCCCCUGCCCACUUCACAACCUGUCCACAGCGACUCUGGGAUCCUGUCUACUGUCAGCUCACAGGAUGGGACAGAGGAUGGCCGGGAGGCACGGCCCGAAGCCGUGGAGGAAGAGGGCUCCUUGGAGUUGUCAGCUGAUGGUGUGAGCAGGGAUAGCUCCUUCGACUCUGACUCUGAUGCCUUCUCCUCACCUUUCUGCCUCUCCCCCAUCAGUGCAGCCCUUGCGGAGGGGAACAGCUCCGCAUUCCUGGAGAGCGAGGGCAGCUCCCCCUCUAGCUCGGAUGCCAACCUGCGGUUCCCCGACAGCAACGGCCUCCUGCAGACACCUCGCUGGGAUGAGCCACAGCGGGGAUGCGCCCUGGAGCAGAUCUACGGUGUGUUCCGUGUGGACCUGGGCCACAUGCGUUCCCUGAGACUCUUCUUCAGUGACGAGGCUUGCACGAGUGGCCAGCUGGUGGUGGCCAGCAGGGAGAGCCAGUACAAGAUUUUCCACUUCCACCACGGCGGCCUGGACAAGCUCUCCGAGGUGUUCCAGCAAUGGAAGUUCUGCACAGAGACGCACCUCAGGGACCAGCAGGUCACAGAUGAGAGGACUUGCAUGCAGUUCUCUAUCCGACGGCCCAAGCUGCCAUCCUCUGAGACCCACCCGGAAGAGAGUCUGUACCGGAGGCUGGACGUGUCUGCCUGGCUCAACCACCUGAACGAUCUGGGCCAGGUGGAGGAGGAAUACAAGCUACGCCAGGCCAUUUUCUUUGGCGGCAUUGAUGUGUCGAUCCGGGGGGAGGUCUGGCCUUUCCUACUGCACUACUAUAGCCAUGAGUCCACGUCGGAGGAGCGUGAGGCGCUGCGGGAGCAGAAGCGAAAGGAAUACGCAGCGAUCCAGCAAAAAAGGCUCUCCAUGACUCCUGAGGAGCAGAGAGCCUUUUGGCGCAGUGUGCAGUUCACCGUGGACAAGGAUGUGGUUCGGACAGAUAGGAACAACCAGUUCUUCCGAGGGGAGGACAACCCGAAUGUGGAGAGCAUGAGGAGGAUCCUGCUGAACUAUGCUGUGUACAAUCCAGCCAUCGGCUACUCACAGGGCAUGUCAGACCUGGUGGCCCCCAUCCUGGCUGAGGUCUUGGAUGAAUCGGACACUUUCUGGUGCUUCGUGGGUUUGAUGCAGAAUACCAUCUUCGUUAGUUCUCCCCGUGAUGAGGACAUGGAGAGACAGCUGCUGUACCUGCGGGAGCUGCUGCGGCUGACACACCAGCGCUUCUACCAGCACCUGGUCUCGCUGGGCGAGGACGGCCUCCAGAUGCUGUUCUGCCAUCGCUGGCUCCUGCUCUGCUUCAAACGGGAGUUUCCUGAGGCCGAGGCCCUGCGCAUCUGGGAGGCCUGCUGGGCCCACUACCAGACGGACUACUUCCACCUGUUCAUCUGUGUGGCCAUCGUGGCCAUCUAUGGGGAUGACGUCAUCGAGCAACAGUUGGCCACAGACCAGAUGCUCCUGCACUUUGGGAACCUGGCCAUGCACAUGAACGGAGAGCUGGUGCUCAGGAAGGCCAGGAGUCUCCUGUACCAGUUCCGCCUUCUGCCACGGAUCCCCUGCAGCCUACAUGACCUGUGUAAGCUGUGUGGGACGGGCAUGUGGGACAGCGGGUACAUGCCAGCUGUGGAGUGUGCCGGCCACCACCCGGGCUCAGAGAACUGUCCCUAUGGGGGCACAAUGGAGAUGCCAUCACCUAAGCCCCCAAGAGAAGGCAAGAAAGGCCCGAAGGCACCGCGGGAGGCCUUUGGUUUCCGCAGAUAGGAAAGCCUCUGCUCUUGACAAGGAGCAAAAGGACCUCCCUGGGGUCCUGGACAAGUGGGAGGGGGUGGGGAUGGAUGUGAAGGGAACCGAAUCUAGAAAUACAAGGAAAGGCCUCUGGCCAAUGUGAAGAGAGCCUUGUCACCAUGACGACAAAAUCAGACUCUAGAAGUGACAGCAGAUAUCAGAUGCCCUGAGAAUUCAGCUCCUAAAAGGCUGGCCCCGGAUGUCUGCCUGCUGCAGGCUGCUGGCUGGGGGGGGGGGGGGGAGGACUCCAGCAGAGCCCAGAGUCUCUCCACGAGCUGUGGACAAAGCAGGAUCCAGAAAAGGCUUCAUCCUCACAUUGGCACUGGGGCACAGGUGAGCAGGACUGUCCUGAGUGAGUCAAGCGUAUUUCUGAAGCCUCUUGGUCACAGCUGCAAGACCCCUCUGAAGACACCUGUCCAAAAACAGAGAGGGAGAGAAAGAGGGAAGAGAGAGAGAGAGAGAGAGAGAGCGUGUGAGCAGAUGUUCAGACCUGAGCUUCCCACAGUGCCCAUAUGAGUGUUGGGAAGGACAUGCCUACCCCAGAGGCACAGGCUGGUUGACAAGUGUCAGACGUGCCUCCCACUGGGAUCCUCCCCUUAGGAUCUGAGGUUUGUCCUCUACCAAAAACAGCGACCCACUGGGGCCUGAAUGGGUUGAGGGGUGUGGUAUGUGCAACCGUGGGGUCCUCUGAAGAGAAAAUGCUUGGUCCUGGGAAGGUGAGAGUAUCUAAAUCUCCCACCAAGACAGAGGCACCUGAAAUGGCUAGGGAGGGGGCUUCUGUCCCUUGGCAUCUCGGCUGGCUGAGCAGCACUGGGAUGCUCUGCCUCUUACCAAGGAAAAGGUCACCCCCACACUCUGUCUUCCAAACCUGAGGACUGAGGUUGGUUAAUGGCGUGUUCUGGAGUAUCCUUAGCUGGUGUCCCAAAAGCUGGUCAAGGAAGGAGCCUUGAUCCCUCCGUCACGGGCUGAGUCCGUGUGGGGAUGCAGGCGGCAGGGGUGGGCAGAGGUACCCUGCUGUUGACUUUUCUCACUGAGAACGGCGCUGCAGGACGGUGCCAUGUUAAAAGGUGCUUAUCAGAACGUAAGCAGAGACCUCUUACAGCCGGCCGCUUCCCUUCCCAGCCCCCCCUUCUCUGGGAGCACUUCUGAGGACGUGGAUCCUUCUAGGAAGAGCCUUUGGGAGAAAGUGUCCUGAUUGUUGGGGUACAGGCAUAUCUACUGUCCAGCACCACAGUAUUCAUAUAUAGGACACAGCCUCCACGGCUAGAACCUGACUGGCACACAGGGCGAGCAUUGGGUCAGCAGUCUGGACUCGGUGGUUCUGGUAGAAUUGGGUAGAAUUGCUCACUCUCUUCUGGGCUCACCAUUUCUGAAGUCCCAGUGGGUACAUAAGGUGUAUGGGUGUGUGGCGGCACUGGCCUCUGGGUCUUGGGUCACCCCAUGACGGUAGAGGCAGAAAUGAGCAGUGUUUUUCUAAGUGCUGGUGGAUACCACACUGCUGACCGCCCGAGGGGCAGCAGAGCAGGUGGCCCGGCUGAACUCAGCAUCCAGGAGAGUGAACCCUUGGCUCUGGGGCUGCUCUGAGCAAUCAACGUAGCAGAGGCCUGGUGAUUCAGAGGGGUCCCAUCUGCCUACCGCUCCAGGAAAUCUAGAUACAGAUCACUCCCAAAGAGGAGGAGCCAGCUCCUCCCCUCCCCCUCCCAGGAUCACACAGCACCCCGUCUCCUGCACUCUGCUGUGUAGGGUGGGGACAGAGUGGGGGGGGAGCAGGCCCAGGGAGUCUCAGAGAGCAAGGAUCCUAGUGCUCCCCAAGACCUGACCCAGAACGGUCAGUGACGGCCUUGUACCAGGUAUCCCCCCCCCCAGUCCCGUGGACUAUCGGUCCCCCGUGUUACCUGCAGCGUGAGACCAUCUGGGGCCUCUGCAGCCAGACAUGGUGUGUGGGCUCACAGAGCCCUGCUCUGCUCUGAGGAGUGGAGAGGCCCUGCACACACAGAACAGCAACCUUAAUCUGGAUGCAAUUAGAGGAGACCAGCCAAAUACCCUGUGGCAGCUGUUACCCCAGGAUUAUUCCCAGCCAGCAAAAGGCAUUAGGGUGAUAAUUCAGUCAUUAGACUUCUAGCCUUCCCACCGCCAGGACAUACAAAUCACGGGUAAUCAGCCCGCACACCGUCUCUCGGCCACAAGGCUUAUUUAACCCAUUUUUUAAAAUGACACUUAAUGCUAUUGACCAAGCACGCCUGUGUGCGCAUGCCCUGCCGCUAAGGUCUGUGCUGACGACAUCCCCUAAUGUCAAUGGGGCUCUGGUAAAGAAGGGCAUCUUUGGGGUGCGUGCGCGCACGUGUGCGUGUACUAACACUGGUGAAACAUGCCUACCUCCACGUGGAGGGGACAGUGUUGAGGGAGGGGGCAGCAGCAAGAGGUUGGAGUAGAAUGUGUGCUCUCCUGCCUGGGCCAGUGUCCUCACUGGGCACAGAGAAGACGCUGCUUCCCCAGACAGCUCUGCCUCCAGGUGCCAGCCAGGAGGCCUGGCUCACCUCUGCAGACAGAGCUAUGUGGUUCGGGAACAGCUGGGGACAUGGAGGGAAACAGGCUAAAUUCAGGAGGGGAAGAUUUUGGUCUUGACUGAGUUUUUGCAACAAGUGGUGUGAAGCCCUUGAUGGACAGGAGGGCAGCAGCCCAGUGGAGGGUCACCCCGAACUGGUGCCUUUGAUGGCUCUGGGCAUGGAGAGGGUACGGCAAAAGGAAAUGGGGAGAACUGUAGGCUGCAUCUGGAGUCAGCUCCCGAGCGGUUCCUCUGACCUCUUCCCUGCCUUCGUGUUUUCUUGUGCUGAGAAAGCAGCGUGCGGAACUUGGAGCUCACACUCAUUCUAGGCGAGUGUGCUGCCACACUGGGCGACACACCUGACCCGUCUAUUUCGUGUUUGACAGAAUUAAUUCAGGCGGAGAUCAGCCCCUCACAGUUCCAAGAGUCUACCUGUGGCUUCCCCUCUGUGUGGGCUCCUUUCCAGUGUAGUCAGGCUGGGGUUGUGAGGGACACCCUGGGCUGGCCAGCCAGUGGGAAGGCCCCUGGCAGAGGUCUCUGGAGGUCACCCUGCCCAGGAGGGUGGGAAACUUAUACAGGGAUAUAGCCUGGGUUCAUGACGGGCCAGGGCCCACCCAGCUGGGCCACCGAGGAGGGAGGAGGACACAGGGAAGCUGGAUAGCCUGAGGCUAGACUUGCCAGAUCUCUGGAGUCCCUGAAGAGCCCAGCAGCCUCUGGACUUAGUCUUGUGUUUCUAAAAGGCUGUGAUGCAUUUUGUCCUGCACUAACCUGGUCUAGAAGGAACCACCCCAAACCUAAAGAAGCCAGUGUCCUCCAGAGCUUCUCUGGCAGAGAGUGAAGGGUUCCCCUAGCCACUUCUUCACCCAUAAAAGGAGAGCAAGGUUCUCCAUCAGGGAAACUGCUCUGGGAACUUGGAUGUAAAGGCUGCCACAAGAGCGGCAAACCAUGGCCCAGGGACCUCACCUGCCACUCAGGGAAGAGCCCACUGGCCUUAGCCUUCCGCAGCGGUGACCAGGAGGGGCUGUCCACUCCCAUCGAGUGCUCCCCCGGGCCUGGAAUCAGCAGACCCAUGCCUCUCCCACGUCACUGCCUCCUGUGUGUCCUCUGCAGAGGGCAAGCCUCUAUGCCACCCACACCUUCUGUGAAGAAAAGCGAGCCACAAAGCCACUCCGUCGGGCUUGGCCUGCGCCUGUGUGUGCGCAUGCGCACGUGCUCUUACGUGGCCAGCCUCGCCCACAGCGGGGAAGAUCCUUCCGUGAGGAUUCCGUGCUUCUUCAGCAGCUGCAUGCAGAUACCUGCCACCACCAGGCCUUUAAACACACUGCGUUCAGUUCCAGGUGGGAGGAUAGCACUUCCUGCUCUCAGAGGUCAAGUCACAUGACUGUCUUUCUUCCACACUUGGAGGAUAAGGAAGACAGCCUUUUGUGUGUCUUGUUUUUAAAGUAAUGAAAUAUCCCCAUUGCUGUUGUCUACAGCGAGUGAUUCGGUUUCUCUGUUGUGUUUUUUUUUUUUUUUUUGAACAGUCCCCUUCCGGUCAAGGUCAGGACUGGUUACCAUGACCCUUGUUAAUACUGACUCUCGGGGAUUCCACACAAAAUAAAUAAAAUAGUAUUGC
This is a messenger RNA of Microtus ochrogaster (prairie vole), 6617 nucleotides long. It is a transcript of the gene Tbc1d16, whose product is annotated as TBC1 domain family member 16. Gene Ontology annotation, molecular function: GTPase activator activity. Lineage: Eukaryota; Metazoa; Chordata; Mammalia; Rodentia; Cricetidae. The record is from RefSeq and is a predicted model, not a curated record. Gene Ontology annotation, biological process: activation of GTPase activity. Gene Ontology annotation, cellular component: early endosome.